UAUAUAUCAUUUGAUAAUUUAGACAGAAUAUUGGACAAAUUUUGGUUUGAUUCACUUACGUGCGAUUUACAGUGAUUUAUAGGAGCCUAGGGAAUCUAGACUCCUGCUUGGUUUAAUCGUUGCACAGAAGUCAAAUAUGUGGAUUUUUGUUCUCAACUAAGCACUGAUUGUUUGCAAAUUCAUUAGAUCACUACGAAACAAGUGACUGGGUUUGUGAUCUUUAUCCAGAUUUAUGUUCAACAUGGAAUUUUUACCACUGUUCAAUGUGCCCCAUUAUGUGGUUAAACCUGCCCCGACUAUUUUGUACAGCGGGGUACAUUGAACCAUUACAGUUCAGUAUAUUAAAAUGUGUUUUUUAAAAAAGGUUUAAGAUUAAAUUAAUUGAAUAUGAUACACCAUAGUAACUAUGAUAUGUCUUCAAACAAUACAAUAAAGUAAAGAGAUCUACUUUUAAAAACUUAUAAUACGGAAGGAGGACAAUCAUUUAUGUGAAAAAACUGGUUCAAUGUGCCCCGGUCUCCCCUACAUCCAGGACCAGUCUGUGAGCUGUUUGUUUAGGAUUGCCAUAAGAAUUUUGCUUAUUACGUUGAACAGAUCGAGUGAUACCUUUUGUACAUUUACACAGCACAGUGAGGCACCCUUUUUGUGCACCGACAUAAUCUUGCCCUCUGCCCCACCUGAUCAGGGGAGUUGUACAUGACAGGGAGUAGGGUCCUCAGGUUUCCUCCCACUCCCCAAAACAAAGCGAAUUAUUGAAAUAAAAUUGAAUCAUAUGUUAGUCCCGAAAUGACCUAGUUUGUGUCGAGUGGUCGUUAAACCCCAUUUCUUUCUCUCUUUAUGCAACGACAUAACCUAUCCUCUGUCCCACCUGAUAUUAUUAUUUUACAGGAAACCUGAGAUGUGAAUGCUGCACGUCGAUGGGCCUUGUGUGAUAAGAUAUUUUCAAACAACAUUGACAUUCAAAACCACAGAAAAAUGGAUGCAAAACCCAGCAAUAAAACCAUUCAUCAUUGUAAUUUAUGUGAUGCAAAAUUCCUUUCAGCAGCAAUGCUGGAACAACAUUGUGAACUACACAUUAAAGAAGAACCAGUGGAAGGUGGCGCAGAUGUCAUUGGGAUUGAAAUGAAUGUGUCUACAGUUGGAACGAUGACCACAUCGCUGUUAAAUGAUUUGACAUCGACCAUAUUUGAGGACGUGAAGAUCGAGGUGAAUCUGGACGAAGAACCCGAAGAUGAUGAAAUCAGUGAGAUGGAGGAACGGAGUAGAAGUACGGGGAGAUACAGUGCCAAAGGUCAGCAUAAGCGUUGGAAAUCUGUUCGGGAUCUGGUGUCUACAAGUUCGAACACGUCUGAGAUGACACGCUCUCGCAGGUUUAAUACAAGAUGGCUGACAAAGUUUCCAUGGUUACGUUUGGAUGAUUCAACACGGACUAUGUUUUGUAAGCUGUGUGAGAAACAUAAAGUCAACAAUGAUUUUGUCAAUGGUUCACAAGAUUUCCGUGAAGCCAUUUUAUCCAAUCAUCAGGCAUCAACAGAUCACGAGGUGGCUGUUGAUAAAGAAGAUGAAGAGAAAGUGAAAAUAGAACAAGAAAUGGUAGAAAAGAAACAAGAUGAUGAUGAAGAUUACAAUGAAGAAGACAAUGCUACAAAUUCUGUCAUCAGGUCCCUCUUUAAAAAAUGGCAGCCAUCGAUUCCAUGGUUACGAUACGAUAAAGUAAAAGAUAAAAUCUAUUGUCAGGUUUGUCGGAUACAUAGAGGUGACAAACAUAAUGGAUUUGUUAUGGUUUCUUGUUGGACUCGGAUAACAGAUCUUAAAAGACAUGAAUCAUCUGGUAUUCACAAAUCAGCUCUAAUAGCACAGUUAACACUAGAUAGUAAGAAUGACUAUAAUGAUGGAGGUUUGAACGCAGCUGAUGACUCAGACUUGCGUCAAUUUAUUGUUAAAUGGUUUCCCUACUUUCCAUGGUUGCGAUGUGAUGAUUUUACAAAUCGUCUUCAUUGUCAGCUUUGUGAGCGACAUAGUGUAGAAAAUGAUUUUGUCACAGGAUCACAGACAUUCACAGGAUCAACAUUGGUUGAACACACAACCUCACCAGAACACAAGAAAGCUCUCAAAGGGGAAGAUAACUUCGUUAAAGACUCGUCCCAAGAUCGCGCUGAUUCGAUUUCUGACACGUUUGAUCCAAAAUGGCUGCCUAUGUUUCCUUGGUUACGAUAUGAUGAUGGUUUGGAUUUGAUGUUUUGUCAGCUUUGUGAGAAAUAUAAAAUGUCUACUGAUUUUGUGAGCGGUUCAAACAUUUUCAUAUUAUCAGCUCUAUUCAAGCACAAUGUUUCCACAAGUCACAAGCAAGUGGAUAGAAUGGAGAAAAAUCUUGCCAGAGACACAGUAAAUGUUAGCAGAGUUUGUACUGAUGUGGUGGAGGAUAGUGCAGAGGUUCGUCAUGAGUUCAACAAAGAAUGGCUGUCAAUAUACAGCUGGCUACAGUAUAAUGAAACUGACCAGAAGAUACUCUGUCAGCUGUGCAAAAGAUACAGAAUGGAAAAUGAAUUCGUAAACGGUACGCAGAAUUUUAGUCAAUCAUCCAUAUUAGGUCAUCUACAAUCACAUGACCAUCAGGUGGUCAGUAAUCGGGGUGACGAGAACCAACAAGAUUUGAAAAGUAAAUGUGACGCUCUAGUUAAAUAUAAAGGUCGCACAGAAAGGUUCAAUUGUGUCUGCGGGAAAACUUUUGUCACAAGCCAACAUUUCUGGUCUCAUCUAUAUAAAUCUCAUUUGUCUUUGAAUGAGAACGGAAGACAUUAUCAAUGUAAAAUUUGCAAUAAAGAGUUUGACGUUCAUUAUCGUGCAAAAAGUCACAUGAAGCAUGUUCAUGUAAACGUGAAGUCACACCACUGUAAAAUAUGCAAAAGAGCUUUUAAUACCCGGAACGCGUUAAUCACCCAUAGUGCUUUGCAUGUCAGCAACGAGACAACAGAAAUACAUGUAUGUGAUAUUUGUAGCAAAUCGUUUCUCACAAAAGAAGCGAUGAUACUCCAUAGUAAAAGUCACAGCACCAAGCCGUUUGAAUGCGAUGUUUGUAAGAGGACAUUGUCCAGUUCAAAGAGGUUGAUGCUACAUAUCAAAACACAUAAAGCGUGUGAAGUUUGCGGAAAAACGUACGAAAACAAAGCAGCGCUAACUAAACAUUUAAAGCUUCAUGCGCCGGUAAGUUCUGAAAAGCCAUUUAAAUGUGAUGUUUGUGGUAAAUCUUAUAAACUAAACAAUCAAUUACAGUCUCAUAUAUUGGUGCACAGGCUAGAAAAAACUUAUAAAUGUAACCUCUGCCCGUGUACGUAUUCCAAAAAUGGGCAUCUACGGUUACACAAGAAACGUCAUCAUAAUAUCGUUGAAGAAGCAGAAACGAGUCUCAAGUGUGAAAUCUGCAACUUUGUGGUCAGUGAUCAACAUGCCCUUGAACAACAUCGACUACAAGUAAGUCACACGGUUUGCUUGUUCAGUUGUUACAUCUGUAGCCAAGAGUUCUUCACCUCCAAGGAACUUCUAAAACAUGUUGAAAUGCACCAUGGACUUAAAUGUCCGUUUUGUGAGAAGUCGUUUCCGACAUCCCAAGAAGUCGAGCAACAUAAAGGAAAUCCAGAUUGCGAGAAAUUGGCGAAGGGCAUUCUACAAAAUCUUCUCAAUGACAUGCCACCGGACACAUUGUCAUCAUGUUGUAUUUGUGGAAAGUUGCGAGACAUAGAUCAAAUACUUGUGGAUAUCGAGAACUCUUGUGAAAAUUCGAUCUACAACAAAGUACAGACCAAUCUGAAGGAAUAUUUAGCCAAGGCAGUGGUGGAUGGUAGCGAGUAUAAAUGUGUUACAUGUAGUCAUCCUGUAGAUAUAGAAUAUCUGCGAAUGGAACAUUCAUAUACAUCUAUUGCUAAAAAUUAAAACUGUAUAACUACUAGGAUUGUGUAUUGGAGCUCAAAACUACAGUGGACUCUGUGUCACAUCCGGCUUUGGAAUACUACAGCAUUAUGUGAAAUCUGUCAUCAGUUUCAUGUCUCGAUUUAUCUCAUUAUUUCAAUCAAAAAAGUUUUGAGUAAUCCGUGUUCUGAAUAUUACGAAUUAUGACAUAAUCAGCGGUUACGUCACACGAUUUGCGUUGAGUUAAUAUUGGAUAAUCCGGCGUUCAAUCAGUGGUCCUGUCACACGAUUUGCAUUGAAUUAACAUUAUAUAAUCCGGCCUUCAAUCCGUCGUGAGUUCACUUACAAAAGAUUGACAAGGUCAGAUCAAUACUCGUGUCAGUCUUUGUUGAUUACCUUAUGCAUGAUUGGUUUUGUUGAUUACCUUGUCAGUCUUUGUUGAUUACCUUAUGCAUGAUUGGUUUUAACAUCAAAGCAUUUAAACAUUCGGCACACCUCGGCCAAUUCCACGAAUCUAGGGUACCGGAGUAUGCCGAGGUUUGUCGAAUGAGCCUUUAAAGAUAGUGGCGAAAGUGCGGGUGUUGAUCUUGGUACCGUUGAAGAAUUUUGUGUGCGCAUUCCGUCUAUUAUUGAAGGGUAUUCCCCUGAAAACAUUUUUAUUGUGAUGAAACCGGUUUGUUUUUUAGAGCAUUAUCCGACGGAUCAUUGUGUGAUAAACAUGCGAGCACUAUAGCAACGUAAAUAUUAAAUUCUUGCCACCAAAUACAAACAACCAAAGGAGGUUAUGCUUCCGGUAUUCAAAGGUUCCAUAAUACUUCCAAUAUUGAGUAUUCCGUCGUGCUGUGUAAUCUGGCAUAUUUGAACGAUCCCAUACGAUGUCGGAUGUACUAUGAUUGUGUAUUGGAGCUCAGAAUCAUUUUGAAAUAUCCUUGAGUGGCAUUUAGCAAUUGAGCACAUAAACAUAAACAUGAUUUAUAUGGAAUUAAGAAUGCAACGAUAAAUACAAAAAUAAUUGUGAUUAAUCAGGAUUAUUUCAAAAUGAACAAUUGCGAUAUCUUGGAUUAUCAUGAUGAGAUCAUUUAUCGUGAUAAUUCAAAUGUUCAUGGGUGAAGGAUUCAUUAUCAUGAUUAUUAAAACAUUUUACAACGUCUUUGUCACUCAUAUUUAUUAGACUAAAAUGAUUCAAAACCACCUAAAUAAUGUUCUUUUUGAAGUUAGAAGGAUUUGUUGUCAUUAUUGUCCACAAGAUAUUGUUUAUUGCCAAAAUCAGUGCAGAUUCAAUGUUUUCUUUUUCUGCAACCAAUGUUUCUAACGGAAAUAAAGGUCACCUGUCCAACUUUGGGGGUUUUCUCUGCGUUCUCCAGUUUCCUCCCGAUUCUAAAGACCCCUAAUUGAACCAUAUAUGUAAGUCCCGAAGUGAUCUAGUUCGUGUCGUGUGGACAUUAAUCCCCAUUUCUCUCUCUUUAUAGCGUGCUUUCUAUUCCCUUGCCUGAAUGUGACAUGGAGUCUAUUUGCCUGUUUAACCUCGUGGGUUUUCUCUGGGUCUGUCAUUAAGUCAAGUGUCGUGGUUUCUAUUCCCAGGGGGGGUUGGAUGGCUGAAUGGUUAGCGUGUGCGCGCUGUAUCAUAAAGUCUGUCAUUGAGUCGACUGGCGUGGUUUCGAAUCCCCGGUUGUAUGUGACAAGGAGUAGGGUCGCCUAUCCAACCUCAUGGGUUUUCUCCGGGUCUUCCGGUUUCCUCCCACUGCUAAAGACCUCUAUGCGCAAGCGAAUUAUUGAAAUAAAAUUAAACCAUAUGUUAUUCCCGAAAUGACCUAGUUGUGUCGAGUGGACGUUAAACCCCAUUUCUCUCUCUCUCUCUUUUCUAUUCCCAGCUUGAACGUGACAAGGAGUAGGGUUGCCUGUCCAAUCUCCUGGGUUUUCUCCGAGUCCUCCGGUUUCCUCCCACUGCUAAAGACCCCUACAUGCAAGCGAUGCGAUUUAUUGAAAUAAAAUUUAACCCUAUGUUAGUCCCGAAAUGACCUAGUUUAUGUCGAGUGGACGCUAAACCCCAUUUCUCUCUCUUUCUCUUUUUUCCUUGCCACAGGAAUAAACCAUUUGUGACCUGAAUCGGCUUGCUGGAAACCACAGGGAUGUUCUAGACGUCACGAAAUACACCUUGUAUCCACACGAGGGUUAAAAGAGCAUAUUGACUAACUAAAUUUUUUUUUCUUUCGGUUUGAUCAAUAUGCCAAUAUUGGUGCCAUUACAAAGCCCAUGCGGGUGUUCUUUAUGUUGGAAAAAAUGGUUGCUUAUGUGCCAAAUAACAUCCAAGAUAUUUUGGGGUUUUCUGUCUGAUAAUAAAUAUACCAAUAUUGGUGCCAUAACAACAGAUAUAUUUUUGGUGUUUCCAUUUGAUAAAUAUAUCAAUAAUGGUGCCAUAACAACAGGAAUAUUUUGUGUUUUUCUAUUUGAUCAAUAUGCUAAUGUUGGUGCCAUUACAAAGCCCACAUGGACAUCUUAUUGUUGGGAAAAUGAUUGUCUGACAGAUAAUAACAGAGAAAAAAGACAUUGAAGAAGAGAAUUCUAAUUAGUAGGACUACUAAUCUGAUUAAAAUACAGAUCUAUAUUUCGUUUCGUUUUUUUAUGCUUUCGAUGGCCCACAUACACUACAUGAAGAUCUGACUGGUUGUAGUGAGAGGUCACAUCAGAGGUCAUACAAGUGGCUUUUGACCCUAUGACAUCAGACAUUGAUUAAUUGAUUAAUCAACCAGCGUUAAUGUUUCUAGAGGGAUACCCAAAAUUCCGUACACCAUACGCCAAGAACUCGCUGUAGCAGACCGUUUCAUUGGCAAAUCCCUCACAUCAACCAGAAGGCGGGUUACAUAACAACUCUUCCUGAUCCUAGUGUAGUAAAGACAAGUAAAACGGAAUUCUGAACUAUAAAAAAAGGAACAAAAUAGGAUCUGUGUUUUAAACAGACUGUAGAACUACCUUUCAAGGUGGUUGAGUUAGAUGCGCAAAUGACCCGAGUGAAGAACUGUAUAGAAGUUGAAAGGCUUUUGUUUACAGAACAAAUACUGUGAGACAAACUAUAUUUCCUGGCUACCUGAUGUGGGAUUUCUAGGGGAAAAGGCACUAUUUGUGUUUUAGACACACUCUUUUUCAGACUGCAGAAUUGUCAUGCACUCUCUUUUCCAUGUGCAAAUGCCUACAGCAUCGGUAAGUCAGGUAGAUCUGUUCUUAAAACUAGACCUUUACAGGUAAUUCUCAACUGUCU
Molecule: messenger RNA, 7162 nt
Organism: Patella vulgata (common limpet)
Lineage: Eukaryota; Metazoa; Mollusca; Gastropoda; Patellidae
Exons: 7
Coding region: 976-3930 (984 amino acids)
Biological process (GO): regulation of transcription by RNA polymerase II
Cellular component (GO): nucleus
Molecular function (GO): DNA-binding transcription activator activity, RNA polymerase II-specific; RNA polymerase II cis-regulatory region sequence-specific DNA binding
Source: RefSeq, a predicted model, not a curated record